GGCUCAUAGUGAGUAAAGAGUGAGAAAGAAAGAGCACAUUUGUAACCAUCACAAAAUUAAUCAGAAUUUUAUUAUCAGCAGCAAAUAUGUCUAAAUUUCACAAGAAAGCUUUAUUUGUGAGCUGUGAUUUAUGUGUGGAGGUGAAAACCCCGGCGCUGAAGACCUGCCUGAAGUGUGAAAUCUCAAUGUGUGCUCAGCAUCUGCAGACGCACCUGACCACUCCAGUUCUUCUGCAGACCCAUGCACUGACCAGCCCUGUGCAAGCAGGUUCCAGUGGUCAAAUAGCCAGCAAGUGCUCAGCUCACGGUAAGCUGGUGGAAUACUACUGCCUGGAUGACCAUGUGCUGGUGUGCAUGUCUUGCGCCAUCGAGAAAGGACAUCGGCUGCAUAACAUGAAGACGCUACCGACCGCUCACUUGGAGCUUGUGGAUAAACUAAAUGAAGAGAAGAAGACACUGGAACAGAGGAAGAAGCAGGCUAAGCAGCUGGAAAUGUGGCACAAAAACCAAACACAGGCUCUGGAGAGCUGCUUCCGUCAGCUGAUGGAGACUGAAUCAGCCCUGAAGGAUCUGGUUUUCAAACGUUUACAGACCUCAGUUUCAGCCAGACUCAGGGCUCUUCAGAUGGCUGAUGUAGCUGUGAGUUCGGCUCUAAAGGAAGAGGAUAAUUUCAACUUCUUGCAGAAAUUUGCAAGUGUACACAAAGCUAUAAUGGACGCUCGCAUAGUGGAUUUAAAAAAGGGCUUGGAGUCAGAACCUGACAGCAUGAAAUCAAUCAAAGAAAUCAGAAUGAACGUACAACAUAUUGAGAAGCAGGUGCAGAGACUCCAGAGAAAGUUUCUUGUUUUUGUCGACCCUGAAUUUCAUCCAUUUGCAGAGAAUGAACCAAAUGCAGUCUCAGAGCUGACCUUUGACCCCCAGACUUUAGGCCCCGGGAUGACACUGUCUAAAGAUCUCAAAACAUUGUUCUACAACUCAUCUGGCAUCCACAACUCACCAGCCCCAUUGAAAACCCAGACUGUUCGCUGCCAGCAAACAAAUAGAACAUGCAGUCUGCGCUGGUUUCUCAAUCUUUCUGAACAUUUUGAUUGGACCAUUGGCCUUUGUGACACCAACGCCAGAGAUGGGAACUAUGUAAAUGUAUUUGGACUGAAGAAAGAGAAUAGUCGUCUCUUAUCUUUACAAAAAGGAGGUGCGAGGGAACACUCUUCAGAUUAUUAUACCAGACAAAUACGGUGCCAUACAUUUGAGACACUGACAAUUUCUCAGGAAUUCCAUGUUACUGGUUCAUGGAAGGUAGAAGUAAUCUGGGACAAUUCUUCAAAUCUUCUAACCAUUUACAGCAGAAACAAACCAACAAAAGGAUUGUUACUGUGUAAGCUCACAGCAGACCGAUACACGCAAAAUCUUUGCCCGUUUAUUACUCUGGAACAUACAACUUCUACUCUACAAAACAGACCAAACCAGAGAGUGGAUCACAGGAUGUAUUGGGACCAACAAGGCAUGAAACAAGCUGACAAUUCAUUUACAGAAUUACUGUGUGUGCUCAAUAAAUAAUCAGUUAGAAAUAUAUAAAAAUGUAAAUGAAUAAAAUGCUGGAAGAGCAAACAUAAAACUAAUAUUACUGCAUUAGCUUAGUUUAGAUGAGAAUGAUAUUAAUACUGACUUCAGACUUCACGAUUUUCAAAGUAGUUGCAUUACAGAUGUUUUCACACUGCAUGACUAUAUGGGGUAGAAUUCUGUUGGGGCUGUGUUUAUGCUUUAAGAGUUUAUGCUUAAAGUUUACAUGACUUUAAGAAUCGCCGACAACUUUGUCUUGGUCCACAAACUACAUCUCACAACCAAACACAAGCAAGAAGUGACAUGGUAACACCGCAAGGUCACGUAUCUUUUGUUAUUAACUAUAUAAUGAGAAAGAGGCCUUUAAUGGGAUAGAAAAUGCACUUAUUUUGCUCACCUGGCUUUUGAAGGGAAUUAGCAUUUUCUUUUCAACUUUUUUUCUUUUUUGACUGCCAAAUUUCCACUAGAUCCAUUUCUUGGGUCCUAAUAGACUGGAAAUAAGCCCUUUUAACUUCUGCCCUAACCUCCCGCUGGCCUGCAGAUACCCAUACUAAUGGAUGCUGCUCUCGGCGUCGCAGUGGCGCAGUAGGUAGUGCUGUCGCCUCACAGCAAGAAGGUCGCUGGUUCGAGCCUUGGCUGGGUCAGUUGGCGUUUCUGUGUGGAGUUUGCAUGUUCUCCCUGCGUUCGCGUGGGUUUCCUCUGGGUGCUCUGGUCUCCCCCACAGUCCAAAGACAUGCGGUACAGGUGAAUUGGGUAGGCUAAAUUGUUCGUAGUGUAUGAGUGCGAAUGAGUGUGUGUGUGGAUGUUUCCCAGAGAUGGGUUGUGGCUGGAAGGGCAUCUGCUGCGUAAAAACGUGCUGUAUAAGUUGGCGGUUCAUUGUGCUGUGGCAACACCAGAUUAAUAAAGGGACUAAGCUGAAAAGAAAAUGAAUGAAUAAAUUAAUGGAUGCUGCUCUCUUAUUGGCUGAAGGUAAUCGCCAACGUUAUUUUUAAUCAGAAUACACUUCACAUGGCAUGAUUUGAGUCAUCAGCGAUUCUGUCAGAUCGCGUCUUUGAUAGUUCACACUACGUGAUUGUUACUGAUGUGAAUUUGCCUGUGAUUUCAGGCAUUUGUCUGCGAUUUCUCAAAACCUGUUAGCGAGUCAAAAUCAGGGCUAAAAUCAUGCAGUCUGAGCUCAGCAUAAGUCUGCAAAAAUACAUUCAGAUAAAUACAAGUUCAAACAAUUUCAGAAUAUUUUCAAAUUUGGGACAAUAAUAAAUAAAACAAACAAAAAUGACUAUUAAAUACUAAUUAUAAUAAUUAGUCUAGGUUUUAAGAAGACAAUGAAAUAAUACAAAAAUAACUGUCUAUAAAUAAUUGAUGAUUUUAAGCCUGCUUCAUUUCUUUGUCAACCAGAAUGUAAUAUCUCGGUUUUACAAUGUUAAGAAAUGUUGAGUAAUAUAUUUCUGUCAUGCAUAUGUUUAUCACUGUCAAGAAGUGUUACUGUAGAAACUCAUAACAGGCAUUCUGUCGUAAUAGAGAAUUUAAAAUGAGAUAUUUGUUGUGGCAAACUUAAGCAUGUAAAUCAGCACGUCACUUUUGUCUUUGAUAAGUGAAGUUUAUUUCUAAACUAAUUCCGAGAGGAGCACGUGCUUAUGAUUGAUCACGGCUGGUCCUGCAUUAACUAAUGCAUGAUUCACCAAUCAGAUGAUUCCUUACUGUACGUUCACAACGAAAGCGGCGAGAGCGUCAAAGUAACCGGAAGUCAUUCAUUUUCAAUGAAUGGCAGCGAGGAGCAGCGCGGCGCAUCUUCGCCAGUGUGGGUGUCUAGGAGAGUUGAAAUCAAGUCAACUUUAUAGUAAUGAGUUAUGACGCGGUUUGGCGGCAAGCAAUCAAAAUGAAGUCCAACGCUUGAGAGGAGUCCAGAGAACACAAUCCUGUGAACUCUGGUUCCGAUCACAGUUGUUCCCAAUGGUUUGAUUUUUGCAGUAGCCGGAUUUCCAAUUAUUUGCAAUGUUUUCUUACAGGAACACACAUUUAAAAAGUUACUGGCGAGUGAUGUGCAUUAAUGUUAUAUAUCUUUAAAACAGCGUGAAUCUCAUGCGACAUCUCAUUUCUGCUUCAGGAUAUUUCAGACAUAUGGUCACAUUGGAUAAUUAAGUGGAGCAAAGCCACACCACGUGCAACUCAAUCUUCCAUUGUUAAAUGAAUUUGAUAAAAAGUGCGCAACAUUUUCACGCUAGAAAGCAUGUUUUAUGCAGGAAUGUAACUGAUAUGCUGCAACGGCCCCUUUAAAUACGAGAUCAAUGUAGCAAAUUUUGACGCUCUCUCCAUCGGAGCUGAAGGCAGACAGCAUUGUCGCCAGGUCGGCCAGAGCGACAUUUGCCGCUCUCACCACCUUCGGUGUAAACGCAGUUACUCAGUAUAAAUAACCAGUUUCUUACUUUAGCUAGCUUCGCCUAGAAGAAGCGCCCCUUUCAUCCCUACUCCUCCUCCUUUCCCUUUAUAGGGUGGCACGGUGGCUCAGUGGUUAGCACUGUUGCAUCACAGCAAGAACGUCAGUGGUUCAAAUCCUUAACAGGCCAGUUGUCAUUUCUGUGCAGCGUUUACAUGUUCUCCCCAUGCUUGUGUGGGUUUCCUCCGGGUUCUCCAGUUUCCUCCCACAGUCUAAAACAUGUGUCAUAAGUGAAUUGAUCAAUUUAAGUUAGCACUGUAGUCGAGCUCUUAACCUGCAGUAUAUCUUUAUAUAGCAAUUUAUAAUCUGUCAUCAGCUCUAAAUAAGGGGGGAGUUCUCGAGGCCUACCUGUGCUCAAACUCCCUUCUCAGCCUGCAAACGGGAGGGAGUCCCGGGCUUGAGGAUCUUAUGAGCUCAGUGCUCUCUCCCUGGACAGCAUGCCAAACAAGCUUUGUAAUCAAUCAUUAGCCAAGUAUGAACUACUGAACAUAAGCAGAUAUAAACCUGCAGUGUAAUCAAUGUUUUAAAUCAAUAAUGUUUUGAAUAAUGAGCUUAUUUAUUGCAAUGUAAAAUGCCAAAGAGUAUUCUUUUAGCAAAUACUUCAAUCUCAAAAUAGUUUUCAUAUGUUUGCUGAAAGUCAUCUACUAAUAAAUACUGUGUUGUAACUGAA
This is a messenger RNA of Danio aesculapii, 4663 nucleotides long. Its product is annotated as E3 ubiquitin-protein ligase TRIM11. The transcript has a single exon. Gene Ontology annotation, molecular function: zinc ion binding. Bases 87 to 1556 code for a protein of 489 amino acids. The record is from RefSeq and is a predicted model, not a curated record. NCBI's taxonomy places the organism in Eukaryota, Metazoa, Chordata, Actinopteri, Cypriniformes, Danionidae.